This is a messenger RNA of Solanum lycopersicum (tomato), 3256 nucleotides long. RefSeq lists its product as uncharacterized. Gene Ontology annotation, cellular component: chloroplast. NCBI's taxonomy places the organism in Eukaryota, Viridiplantae, Streptophyta, Magnoliopsida, Solanales, Solanaceae. Gene Ontology annotation, molecular function: metal ion binding; ATP binding; D-alanine-D-alanine ligase activity. Gene Ontology annotation, biological process: peptidoglycan biosynthetic process. The record is from RefSeq and is a predicted model, not a curated record.
AGCUUUCUCUGUAACUGCCGUCCUGGCACCUUAUUUUUUUUUUUUCAUAUUUAGUAAAAGUACUAUAUAUAUAUAUACUCAUUUCACACUCUCACUCUCUACUACUACUAGAACCUUCGAUUCCCCCAAAUCUCUUUCAAUGGCUUCUUCUAUCUUAAUCAAUUCCAUUUCUCCUUGUUCCAAGUACCUCCGCUGCAAUAGAAAUUACUGUUUCUCUGCCUCCGCAGCUUUAAAAGGAGCUAUAAGUUUUCCGGUGAAGUGUAGUAGUAGCAGUAAUUUGAGCUGUGAAAGGAGUUGCAGAUUUGGGAUAGUUAGGGCUUCUUGUGCCGAGGAGGUGGUGGUGGAUGAUCAUGAGAUUGAUGACGUGGAGAGGAAGGUUCUGAGAGUGGGAAUCAUUUGUGGUGGACCGUCUGCUGAGCGGGGAAUUUCAUUGAACUCUGCUCGAUCUGUGCUCGAUAACAUACAGGGGGACGAUUUGCAUGUUAGCUGCUAUUACAUUGAUAGCAACCUCCAUGCCUUUGCCAUAUCCACUGCCCAGGUAUACUCAAAUACUCCUGCUGACUUUGAUUUCAAACUUGAGAGCCUUGCCCAAGGCUUCCGGUCAUUAUCUGACUUCACAGAACACCUUGCUUCUUCGGUGGACAUAGUUUUUCCUGUUAUACAUGGUCGUUUUGGUGAAGAUGGUGGCAUUCAGGAGCUAUUGGAACGAUCAAAUAUUCCAUUUGUUGGAACAGGGUCCAUUCAAUGUCAAAAGGCAUUUGAUAAAUAUGAUGCAUCCCUGGAGCUUGACAGACAAGGUUUCGUGACUGUACCUAAUUUUCUCAUACAGGGAAAUGAAACGGAUGAAUCUGGACUGUCGAAGUGGUUUGAGCAAAAUCUACUGGAUAUUAAGUCGGGAAAAGUGGUGGUAAAGCCAACAAGGGCAGGAUCAAGCAUUGGAGUUAGUGUUGCCUAUGGUGUCUCUGAUUCUCUGACAAAAGCUAACAGAGUUAUUUCUGAGGGGAUAGAUGACAAAGUCCUUAUUGAGAUUUUCCUUGAAGGAGGCAGUGAGUUUACCGCAAUUGUCCUUGAUGUAGGUUCUGGUUUUAAUUGCCAGCCUGUUGUAUUAUUGCCGACAGAGGUGGAGCUUCAAUCACAUGGCACUGUUGAUGUUAGCGAGAAAGAUGCAAUAUUUAACUACCGAAGGAAGUAUCUCCCUACUCGACAGGUUGCUUAUCACACUCCACCUAGAUUCUCUAUGGAUGUGAUCUCAAAGAUCCGUGAAGGAGCGUCAUUACUAUUUCAGCGACUUGGCUUGCGUGAUUUUGCUAGAAUUGAUGGUUGGGUUUUGCCGCCUUCUACAAAAGCUUCCACUUCUGCAGGAAACAAAUUUGGAAGGACUGAUUCUGGCACAGUAAUAUUCACUGAUAUUAACUUGAUCAGUGGAAUGGAGCAAACAAGUUUCUUAUUUCAGCAAGCAUCAAAGGUUGGAUUUUCACACUCAAAUAUUCUCCGGACCAUCAUCCAACAUGCUUGCUUGCGGUUUCCAGAUCUUUUAUCACAUAAUAUCAUAUCAUGUCCAUCGAGAAAGAGAUCAAAAUCUUCGCCAGUGACAGAGGAUUUUAUUAAACAACAUAAGAAAGUGUACGUCAUCUUUGGUGGUGACACCUCUGAACGCCAAGUAUCUCUUAUGAGCGGAACCAAUGUUUGGCUGAAUCUAAGAGCAUCUGAUGAUCUUGAGGUGACACCGUGCUUGCUUGCCCCUGCAAUGAGCUAUACUGAUGUUUCAGACUCUGCUACGCAGAAAGUAGAUGAGAAGUUAAAGACAGUAUGGACAUUGCCCUAUUCCCUUUUGCUGAGACAUACUACAGAAGAAGUCCUUGAUGCGUGUCUAGAAGCAAUUGAACCCAAUCAGGCAGCUUUGACAUCUCACUUGCGGAACCAGGUCAUGGAUGAUCUCACAAGAGGUCUGAGAAAUCACAGAUGGUUCAACGGGUUUGAUAUAUCAGAUGAAUUACCAAAGAAAUUUUCCCUAGAGCAGUGGGUCAAGCUAGCUAAGGAAUCUCAGGCGACUGUUUUCAUUGCAGUGCAUGGAGGCAUUGGAGAAGAUGGCACACUUCAAUCUUUACUAGAGACAGAAGGGGUUCCCUAUACAGGUCCUGGUGCCAUGGCUUCAAAAACAUGUAUGGACAAAGUUGCAACCUCUCUUGCUCUACAACAUCUGACCGAUUUUGGAGUCCUUACAAUAAAUAAAGAUGUGAAGAAGAAAGAGGAUCUGCUGAAAAUGUCCAUAUCUGAUCACUGGCUUGACUUGAAGUCAAAACUUCACUGUGACACUUUAUGUGUAAAACCGGCCAGAGAUGGUUGCUCAACUGGUGUGGCCAGAUUGUGCUGUGAGGGGGACCUUGCCUUCUACGUAAAUGCAUUGCAAGACUGCCUACCUCGUAUUCCUCCUAACAGCCUGUCAAAGGCACAUGGAAUGAUUGAGAUGCCAAACCCUCCUCCGGAGCUCUUAAUAUUCGAACCUUUUGUCGAGACUGAUGAGAUAGUAGUUGCAUCCAAAUCCAGAAAUGAGAAUGCACACAAUUUGCUCUGGAAAGGGGAUAGUAGAUGGGUAGAGGUCACUGUAGGUGUUGUAGGAAAACGUGGAGCAAUGCGUUCAUUGACUCCUAGUGUAACCGUGAAAGAAUCUGGAGGCAUAUUAUCACUGGAGGAGAAAUUCCAAGGUGGAACUGGCAUCAAUCUGACUCCACCUCCACCUUCUAUUAUGAGUAGUGCGGCCUUGGAAAGGUGUAAAAAGCGUAUUGAACUUAUUGCAAACACUCUACAAUUAGAAGGAUUUUCGCGUAUUGAUGCAUUUGUUCAUGCUGACACUGGCGAGGUACUGAUUAUCGAAGUGAAUACAGUUCCAGGAAUGACUCCUUCCACCGUCUUGAUUCAUCAGGCACUUUCAGAGCAACCUCCCCUGUAUCCACAACAGUUCUUCCGCACGUUGCUUGAUCUGGCAUCAGAGAGAUCUAUGUGAAUAUAAUUAUAUCAGAAGAUUUCAGGUUGUUCAUUUCUCUCUUAUUAUCUGUUGAGUCCAUCCAUCAUUUUCCUUCCUAUGUUGUAUGUUAAUUCAAGACUCUUUGUAGAAAUGUUGCCUUUUCAGGAUCUUUGUUUUAUCUACUAAGUGUACAUGUUGAACUAUUGUAAGUGCAGAUCACAUCUAAAUAUUCUUGUUCCUAUAAAAUGUCGUCUAUCAAACAUAAAUCGAUUGAUGUGCAAGUUUAAGGGA